CCGGGGGAGGGCCCUGGCGGGGCCUGGGAUCCCCUGUGGGCUCUGGGGACCCCCGGAAUGGCCAGACAGUUCUCACCGUGGCCUGGAGACCCUUGGUAUGGCCUGGCAACACGCACCGUGGUCCAUGGCCCGCAACCCUCGUCAUGGCUUGGUGACCCUCACCGUGGCUUCAGGACCCCAACCGUGGCCUGGGGACCUCUGCCACGGCCUGGGGACUUACUUCCACUGUGUCGUGGAGGACCCCUUGCCCUGGGGAACCUCAGGCCUUUGGGGACAUCCCAGCAAGUGUGACAGCCAGCGGAUGCUCAGCAGGGCACAGGAAGUGCUCCGGGAGCUCUGGGUUUCUGGCAAUUUCCUGACACUGAGUCAUGGUGGUGCCAGUCUCGGCCCCAGGAGUUGUGCAGGGCUGGACGGCACUUUCAGGAAGUGAAACAGGUGCCAGGAAAGCACCCCAACAGCCCAAGUCCACGCAAGCCCGGCCACGCACAUCCCCGGCCCUCCCAGCAUGGUGCAAUCUCCGGCACACUGGAUGGACACGAGGAUGAGGGGGGUCCCUGAAGGCCAUGUCCCUGAAGGCCAUGUCCCCAGGGUGCCAUGAGUGGGCACAAGAAACCGAGGGGACAGGAGGGUCCUGCACCCACUGGUGCUGGGGCAGUGGGGACAAGAGGGGUGACAGAGGGCACACAGCUGGCCAUGGCACCAGGGGUCUGGGCAGUGCAGAAGGAAGCUGUGGGGAAGCUUCGGCUCUGCCCCGCACCCCAGCUCCGGAUCAUUCCCUGCUCUGCCCCACACUCUGGUCCUGGAGCAUCCCCUGCUCUGCUCCAUGCUCUGCCUCCCCACUGCACUGCUUGGGGGCAACCAACCCCUCCAGCCCUCCAGUCUCAACAGAGUAAUUGGGCAAAACUGGGCAUUGCGAAACCUGGAAAUCCCACUCUGACAACGCUUCCUUCUAGAGACUCUUGAAAACCAGCCCCACUGACGCCGGGCUCAGAGAGCAGCCAAGCAGCCCUGCAGGCGGGACAGGCAGGAGCAGGCAGCCAAGCGCCUCAGCAGUUUGCAGGUGCUGUGAAGUCUCUGCCCAGGACUCUGCAGCCAGUGACGGCAAUGGCAUUCGUCCCUGAUUUGGACACACUGGAGAGCAGCAGCCUGAAUGAGGAGACGUUGUAUGGCCCCAACUGCUUCUGCCCACAGAAGGUAACGCUGGGGUGGUGGGAGCAGUGGGGUCCGUGUGGUAUGGAAGCCAGGCUCUCACUCUGCAUCCCCUUUCCUCCCCAAAAGCCCCAACUGGACUUGGAGGUGACAUCGCCUGGGGUGGGCAUCCAGGUGACAGUGACAAAAGGACACCUUUCCAGGACCUUUCGCCAGGCUGCCGUCCUGGUGGCUGCUGUGACCAAGCUCCUAAAGCAGCCGUCGCACAAGGACUUUGCCGAUAGUGACCUUGGCAGCUUCUUGGAUGAUAUCUUCGAGCCCGUCUCCUUCCAGUGCAUCAAGGGCAGUUAUACUGGGGCACCCGUUUUCCGCUACACUCGCUCCCAGUCCUUUGACAUCCUGGACAUUGACCAUAAAUGCUUCGUACUGGAGUCACCCACCCAGCUGGUGGCACUGCACCUGCAGGGACCUUCUGCUGGACGGAAAGUGAAGCUUAACAUCGCUCUGUACCGUCCCCGGUCAUCACAGGGCAGCCCAGGGUCUGGAAGGGUGCCGGUGGCACUGGGUAUCAAGGGCUACCGGCUCUACAUGUCAUGUGUGAUGAGUGGCACCAAGCCCGUGCUGCAGCUGGAGGAAGCAGACGUCAGGAGGGAUAUUGAGAGUGUGGAGCUGACCCGCUUCAUCUUCUAUCGCCUGGACAGCCCAGCUGAGGGGACCACCCGCUUCGAGUCGGCUGCCUUCCCCGGCUGGUUCGUUUGCACAUCCCUGCAGCCCCGCCAGCCUGUCAGCAUCACGAACACCCCAGACCAGGUGAACAUUGCUACCUAUGAGCUGAGCGGGCGCUGAGGACCCUGCAUCAACCCAACCGGCAGUCACUGGUUUUCAGGCUGUAUGUACUAAGUACAACCCCCUGGGACACAACCUCCCUCCCCAUCUAUUUCAUGUGAAAUAGCAGCUCUGGGCCCCAUGGGCUCGAGCCACCCCAAUCUGUAUGUAUGUAUGUAUGUAUUUAUUUAUUUAUUGUAUCUGCCCAUUGCUUUUGUACUUACUUAUUUUGCCCUCUUAUUUAUGAUUGCUUUUAGCUUGUAUGUGGAUGGAGGUGGAAAUAAAAGGUUUUCUAGGACAGCA
This is a messenger RNA of Corvus hawaiiensis (hawaiian crow), 2277 nucleotides long. RefSeq names its product interleukin-1 receptor antagonist protein-like. The transcript has 5 exons. The record is from RefSeq and is a predicted model, not a curated record. Gene Ontology annotation, molecular function: cytokine activity; interleukin-1 receptor binding. NCBI's taxonomy places the organism in Eukaryota, Metazoa, Chordata, Aves, Passeriformes, Corvidae. Gene Ontology annotation, biological process: cellular response to lipopolysaccharide; positive regulation of gene expression; inflammatory response to antigenic stimulus. Bases 1105 to 1995 code for a protein of 296 amino acids.